AUGCCUCUCUGGAGGGCAUGCAAGCUCCAGACAUACUUCACGGCUAAGGGCCUUAUCGACUAUUUUCUGGUCGAAGAAGGCCCAUCUCUGCCACUAACGGGAGGAGCGCUGGCAGGGUCGGGCCUGUCCAUCAUGGCGUCCACGUCACAGGAGGAGGGAAAGCUGUUUGAAGACCUAAAGGCUGACAUUAUCCAGGCCUCGCGCGACCUAGAUAAGGAGGCCGAGAUUGUGCAAGACGUCGAGGCGUCACGGGCUGAUCGGGUACCCUGGCUUGUCCAUACCGGGUUCCCUACGCACCUGCAGGGUCUCCGCGAUACCGAGAUCAUGUCGUCGUAUGCAUUACCACGAAGCGGGGACGAUGAUGACGACGACGGCGGCGGCGGCGGCGAUGGUGAUGAUGAUGACGAUGACGAUGACGAUGAUGGAGAAGAAGAAGGCGGCGCAGUUGACACGGAUAUAGAUCUCAGGCGUAUUCUUGCCGCAGCCGAGAGUACACUCAGAGAUGCAUAUAAGCUAUGCAGCGACAAAUCACCCGAUCGUAAGAUGACGCAGCAGCGUGCGAAGAGACUAAGCAAUUUCCGCAGCGACGAUAGCCAUAUGAGCAGUGCAAAAGCCAGAAAAUUCCGCAGCUUUAAGAACGAGUCAUCCCUUACCUCCUAUUUCCGGAUCACAAAGCAGCUGUUGGCAUACUAUUACCGGGUGGUAUAUCGUGUGGAUGGUCAUUUCACAAGAGAGGGUGAAAGCCAUGCAGUGCCGCAGGACAUAAUCGAAACAACCCCUCUGCAACGACAAGCCAUGGAGGAUGUCAUCGGUGCGUUGCGGAGGCGAGAAAAGGCGGCAAAGGGGAGGGGGGCGCCAAGUUGCGAUAAGAAGGAAGGUAUAGCUACCAGGGACUAUGAUGAGUGUGACGCCGAGCUGAAGCACACCAUCCGCAAAUUUUACAUCUCGCUCAUCUGCCAGACUGUCGGAAGCAGGCCAUUCCGGUCUGCCAUCUUGAGCUUCUGUGCUAUGCUCAGCCGGACGAAGGCUCUGACGCGCCGGGUGGAUAACGAGCAGCACAAGCGGUGCACAUGGCGCGAACCAGGGAACUUCAACAGCAAUCUAUCGGCACUCACCUGGACUGCCCAGCUCAUCCUGUUUGACUUCGUGUGCUUCCAGAAGCAGGACGACGAAGACGGAAUCCCCGAUCUGCUGGAUCAAAUGUGCAAGAAGUACUUUCAGCAGAUGGCGGAGACACCUUUCGGGCAUGUACUGCAAUGGAGGCUAUAUCUCUUUGCGGCCUCCCGCACCAGUCUUACCAAGCACCAAGCCCGCUGGUCCCUUGAUGGGGAAACGGUCGACUAUAUGGGGACGAAGCUACACAUGGAACAAGUGACACAGCUGGUCGAGUCUGAGUUCCGCCAGGCGCACUCGCUUCUGUAUGAUAAGCUCUUGUUUGGAAUGAGGGAUGUUGCUCCGAUCGAGGCGUGGAGGCUGCACGACGAUCUAGAUGUAGACGACUACGGCGCUUCGUGGUUGACAGACGGGAGGAAUCGAGAGAUACUGGCGGGGACGCAUGACGCCCUGCUCCGACAGAUCGAAGAGAGGGCGGAUCUACGGCAGGUAUUCGUGCGGCUGGAUCCAGACGGUGGGGUUCGCCUCUGCCCCAAGGCGAUAGCUAUCUAUGAGGCGCAUGUUCAGGAGUUCCUCAAGAGGAUGCUGGCACCCAUCUCGGUUCCUUCGGGCCCUCCAUUACGCUCCCCAGAACUACUCUCCAUCACGUACAUCAACACGGGUGCCCGCCGCCGAUCGGUAUUUCUGUGGGAGAAGAUGGUCAUGAUAUAUGUGCGAUACAGUAAAAGCCAGGAACAGACCGGGGAGGAGAAGGAUAACAUCAGGUUCCUACCCCCGGCCGUUGGAAACCUCCUCUUGGCAUAUCUCGCCUAUGCCGGCAGCACGACCUUGACCGCGACAAGCUCACUUCACCGUGCCUACCGAGCGUCUCAAAGCUGGCGGUCUCUGUUUCGGAUCGAUCAAGUACUCCAGGGUAAGCGGCCCCCUGCCGUAUCGGAUACACAAGCGCAAGGGCUACUCGGUGCUUGCAAGAAGGUACGGUUUCGUGCAAGGCCGGCUGCCAAAGAAUAUGGAAUCAUCGCGGCCGCCCGUAGGCUGCAUAACGACCCAGAGCUACAGUUGCGUCGCCCUGGUCAGCGGGAUGCCAUGCUGGCGACCAUGGGUCCACGUGCACCUGAGCAGGUCAUCGUCGUUCUUGCAACGGGUUCGGGGAAGACAUUGGUAUUCAUGGUCGGAGCCACACUGGCGGGAGCUGAAACAACCAUUCUGAUCCUUCCCACUGUAGCCUUACGUGGCUCGAAGAAAUCAGCCCCCAUCGUUGUUGUAUCGGCCGAGGCAGCUUGUACAGAGGCGUUCCUAGAUAUGUCGCAGCUAGCAUGGCACGUACGGCAGAUUCGUACACAGACUGUCUGGCUGACAGCGACACUACCACCAAUCUAUCAAGAGCUUUUCUUCGAGCACAAUAAGCUCGUGCGGCCGCAUAUCGUCAGAGAGUCAACAAAUCGUCCUAACAUCCGAUACAUCGUCCAGCAAGAACGUGGGCUAGGCAAUCUAUGUGAGCAGGCAGCUUGUCUUGCACAGUCUUGCUGGACCCGGACAGACCUGUUCAAGAGCGAGCGGGACCGGGUCAUUAUAUACUGUCCGACGAAGGAUCUCGUGGCAGAGCUUGCUGACAUGCUCGGCUGUCCGUCCUACACAGCCGAGUCCGGCACAGAAGAAGAGAAGAUGGCGAUCAUAGAGCGAUGGCUAACGGCAGCCGAUUCGCCCAUCAUCGUGGCGACGUCAGCGCUGGGUCCUGGGUUUGACUACCCUCAUAUUCGAUUGGUCAUUCACGUCGAUGCCCCGAGCCUUCUGACGGAUUUCUCUCAGGAGUCAGGUAGAGCGGGUCGGGAUGGCGAAGUAGCCGAGUCGAUCGUUUUACUUAGUGCAGCCUGGCAGCCGCAGUUAGGUCGACCUGUAUCAGCAGAUAAAGAGGCCAUGCAACUGUAUCUUUUGCAGGAAUACUGCUCGCGCGGGGUCUUGAGCCAAUUCCUUGAUAGCAAACCUGACUGGCGGUGGUGCAUGGAGGGCGAUGAGCUCUGUAGCGUUUGUCCCGAGCAUCAUGUGCAAUGCCGACCGCCUACCCUAGAGUUCCAUCUACCACGGCCCCUACGUGAUGAGACUGAAGCCGGACAGGACGGGGACAACGGCAGCGGUGACGUUGCCGUUAGUGAGAUGAUCUUUACUGGACCUGCCGAGGUGCUCCAUCAGGACCAAGUACGUGAUGAAGAAUUGAGUCGGUAUGAAAGAGAUCUUGAGACAAUGAAAGGCUGCCGUCUCUAUUGCCGCGUAGAAGGAAAAUCGUUUGAGCAUACCGUAACAGCUUGUGCUCGACGUUUUGAUUGGAUUCGAGCUAAGCAAAAAGCACUUCGAGACUGUCAGAGCAAGAAGAAGGAAUGGAUGGACCGGCACGCUGUGUGCUGGAAGUGUUACCAGCCGCAAGAGAUCUGCCGAGCUGCGGAUCCAGAGUACGAAGGGGACAACUCAUGCCAAUACCCAGAUAUGGUAAUGCCUCUAUGCUUUGGCGCAUUUAGUCAACCAGGCCGUACUAAAUGGUUCUUGAAGCAUUUUAACGAGUCAUUUAAGACAUGCCAGGAAUACAUGUUGUGGCUUGGUAAAGGUGCCUCUCUAGGCGGUAGUCGAUGUGUGAACGCCAACUGUGUAGCUGCUCUUUUACUGGGAGAGUUUGAGUAG
Fusarium poae is the source of this 3786-nucleotide messenger RNA. RefSeq lists its product as uncharacterized. Gene Ontology annotation, cellular component: chromosome; nucleus; cytoplasm. Gene Ontology annotation, biological process: double-strand break repair via homologous recombination. The record is from RefSeq and is a predicted model, not a curated record. NCBI's taxonomy places the organism in Eukaryota, Fungi, Ascomycota, Sordariomycetes, Hypocreales, Nectriaceae. The transcript is spliced from 4 exons. Gene Ontology annotation, molecular function: four-way junction helicase activity; 3'-5' DNA helicase activity. The coding region runs from base 1 to 3786 and encodes 1261 amino acids.